CGGUCAGCUGACUGAAAUGUUGAUAAAGCAAGUCGGCCGCCGGUGAAAGGAGCAUUUUGUCCUGAUCCUUUAGGCGGUGGCAUGGUGUAAUCGUGUUCUGGUUACUUCAACGAGGACCAGAGGAGCUGAACACCCCCGGGGACGGAUCGCUGCCGUCGGUAUGGACAUCCAGGAUGAAAGACGGAGGCUGCUGGAGGUGGAGAGUGGAGAUCAGAACCCGACUGGACUCAUGUCCGAGCAGGAUGCUUAUCUCAGUAAAGUGAAGAAUGGGAAGUUGUACCUGGCGACGUUGUGCUCCGUUCUGGGUCCCAUGAGCUUCGGGUUUGUUCUGGGAUACAGCUCCCCCGCCAUCCCCGAACUCACGAAGAUCUCCAACCCUCAUCUGAGGCUGAACGAUGACCAGGCCUCCUGGUUUGGGUCCAUAGUGACAGUGGGAGCAGCAGUGGGGGGGCUGCUGGGAGGCUGGAUGGUGGAAAAGAUCGGCAGGAAGCUCAGUCUGAUGCUUUGUGCGCUGCCCUUCGUCUUUGGCUUCACCAUCAUCAUCGCUGCUCAGAACAUAUGGAUGUUUUACGUGGGCAGAGUGCUGACCGGCCUCGCCAGCGGAGUCACGUCACUGGUGGUCCCGCUUUACAUUUCUGAGACGGCACACGAGAAGGUCCGCGGGAUGCUAGGCUCCUGCGUUCAGCUCAUGGUGGUGACCGGCAUCAUGGGAGUUUACCUUGCAGGUCUCUUCAUGGACUGGCGCUGGCUGGCGAUCUGCUGCUCCAUCCCUCCGACGCUGCUCAUGGUCUCCAUGUGCUUCAUGCCCGAAACGCCCCGGUACCUGUUGUCAAAGGGGAAAAGGCGGGAGGCCGAGAACGUGCUGCAAUACCUGCGGGGGCCGGACGCUCCCGUGGAGUGGGAGUGCGCUCGCAUCGAGGAAGGCUCGAGCUUCCACCUGUCAGACCUGAAGGACCCCGGCAUCUACAAGCCUCUCGUGAUCGGCGUCAUGCUGAUGGUCUUUCAGCAGAUGACCGGGAUCAACGCCAUCAUGUUCUACGCUGAAAACAUCUUCCGACAGGCGCACUUUGAGAACAGUGGCCUGGCUUCAGUGAUCGUCGCUCUCAUCCAGGUGGUUUUCACCGCCAUCGCCGCUCUGAUCAUGGACAAGGCCGGCAGGAAAAUCCUUCUCGUCAUCUCAGGUGUUGCCAUGAUGAUUAGCACCACAACGUUUGGGGUAUACUUCUACUUGAUACCCAAGCCUCCCAGCACCCCGUCACCACUGGACCUCCUGACUGCAGCCGGUGUAGAACCACACUCAGACCUGACCUGGCUGGCCCUGGCCAGCAUGGCCAUUUUCAUCUCAGGUUUUGCCAUUGGUUGGGGUCCGAUCCCGUGGCUCAUCAUGUCGGAGGUUAUCCCCAUCCGAGUGAGGGGGUUCGCCGGCGCAGCUGUGGUCAUCAGCAACUGGGGCAUGGCGUUCAUCAUCACCAAAACUUUCCAGAACAUGAUGGAUAGUCUAACCAGCGCGGGAACCUUCUGGCUCUUCUCCUGCAUGUGCGCCCUCAACAUCGUCUUCACAAUAUUCUUCAUCCCAGAAACCAAAGGCAAGACUCUGGAGCAGAUCGAGGCCAUUUUCAAAGGCACGUCGGGUCCAUGAAGUCUCCACAUGUUGGACAAACUCAAAGACCUCAUUUAUAUAUAUAUUUGUAAAACUGACUGUUCCUGUGGGGACGCUCUGCGGGCAUUGUAAAAACCUACUGAAAUCACAUGAAGCUGAUUAAAAACUUUCAUAAAGGUCAUUUUGUUCAAACCUGUUCAUUUAAACAAGCUGUGCCAUUGAGCUGCGCUGCUGAACUCCGUGACUCUUUGGUGCCCCCUGUAGGUCGCUUCAUGUGUUGCAGCACAAGGUUCUGAGCGGGUUGAACAUUUUAUUCAGAUGCGGAGUUUGACAGUUUGAAUUUAAGAACCAACUUUAGAGUAAAGUAGUUUUUAUUCUAGUUUUUAAUGUAUUUCUACCCAGAGGUCUCUGCUCUUUCAUGGAAGCCUCAACUGAG
Messenger RNA from Nematolebias whitei (Rio pearlfish), 2036 nucleotides. RefSeq names its product solute carrier family 2 member 8 (gene slc2a8). Gene Ontology annotation, biological process: transmembrane transport. Gene Ontology annotation, cellular component: membrane. Gene Ontology annotation, molecular function: transmembrane transporter activity. The record is from RefSeq and is a predicted model, not a curated record. NCBI's taxonomy places the organism in Eukaryota, Metazoa, Chordata, Actinopteri, Cyprinodontiformes, Rivulidae. The coding region runs from base 161 to 1639 and encodes 492 amino acids. The transcript has 11 exons.